CAUUCACCAGGCCUCUCUAGGCGACGAAGUAGCAUAACAACACCCUUCCUCUAAGCAACCAGCACGAACCACAUAAGAGAGACCACGAGUGACUCGAUCUACCAAAAUACCUCCUAGGAUGGACCUCUCCGCGCCCUCAGCAACAACCGACGUGCUCACCACCUCCGAACUCCUUGAAAACGUACUCUACCAUCUUCCCCCUGCUUCUCUCCUCCGCGCGCAAAGCACGUGCCGACUCUUCCACACUCUCAUCUCGACUUCUCCUUUGCUGCAAUCAUGUCUUUUCUUUCGUGCUCCGCCGCCCUCCUCUUCAAAGUCAUCUACCAAAGCUGCCUCUUUCACACCCAACCAUCUCCUCCUCGCUACCUUCCCUGGCUUUUUCUCUUCCUCUUCCAGGAUCCCGAAGGAUGAUUGGGAUCUCCUUUUCGGACACCUCGACCGUUCACUCCUCGACGUCGGAGUCACAGCAACUAUGGAGAAGUUUAAGAGGCUGCCAUUCAAUGAUCCUGCAAAGAGAGAAGCAAUGAGGAGGAAAGAGGCGAGUUGGCGACGGAUGCAUAUCGCAAAGCCACCGAUCAAGAGGAUCGAAUUCGUUAACACGCAUCACGGUCAAAUGCAGACAACGGUUGAGCAUUGCGUUAUUGAACUGGGAAUGGAUAGCGAAGAAACGGAUGGGGAGAAGAGGGCACACUUUGUUGUUGCGAGAUUUCCAGAAGGUAGAAGUAGCAAGCGCGAAGCUCCUUCUGAUACUUGGGGAGUUUUCGAAGACGGGAUCAUCGAUCUCGAGAACUUCGGGAAGCUCCCAGCCAGUGAAGCCAAGGAAGUCAGCUCCGCCCCACCUGUUUCAGUGGUGCUUAAGGACGAGGGGUUGAGGAUGGGUGUGUUGUAUGACUACAUCGAGGAGGUCGUCUGUGGAAGCAACUACGACCGACCAAGCUUCCAGCUCAGUUUCGAGGUGCAUGGGGGGGAGUUGGAAAUGUGCGAGAAAGAGCUAGGUGGCAGUGGAGACGAAGCGGGUAGCGAAGAGAUAGUAGACGAAAGCGAUAUCGAGUUCACGCUCCGGGUUGCCCUGUCGUGUGUCUUUGGGUGCGUUAUCGAGGAAGAACCCCCGAUGCUAGAUUUUCACAGCGAGGGGUUUGAGAAGGUCCAAGUGGUGGGAACUCAGGUUUCUAACAAGGCUUCAGGAAUGUGGGACGAUGAUGGAGGUCUGUGAAGGCUGUUUGUUUCUAUGAGGAUAUGAUACUCUCUUCAACGGAAUGGAGCAGCCAAUCUCAUGUUCGAGUGUCUUACAGAAUCGAUCUUCAAAAAUAGAGCUAAAAGCGUUCAAUUGGCAUAUAUCGACCCCAUAUUAUCUCAGGAACCUCAGACGCUCCGCAGAAAAUUUGUGGUGGUUGCAUAACUCAGCACCUACCGUUACCCCCCUCCCCCCUCUGCAACACCCCUGCAACUCCCCUGCAACUCCCAAAAUCCUCUGUGGAGCGUCUGAGCUCAAAUGGGCGCGUGUUUGGUGUAAGCAGGUCGGAAUUCAACAGGCUCAUUUUCUUCAGUGGACGAAAAAAGGGUGUUACCAAGCAGCUAUCAUCACAGUUGUUGAUGCAAUUGAAUGCUAAGGUACUUGAGUACUCAAUUCACAUAUUUAUGCCUU
Molecule: messenger RNA, 1645 nt
Organism: Mytilinidion resinicola
Lineage: Eukaryota; Fungi; Ascomycota; Dothideomycetes; Mytilinidiales; Mytilinidiaceae
Exons: 1
Coding region: 119-1213 (364 amino acids)
Molecular function (GO): protein binding
Source: RefSeq, a predicted model, not a curated record